Molecule: messenger RNA, 363 nt
Organism: Trichobilharzia szidati
Lineage: Eukaryota; Metazoa; Platyhelminthes; Trematoda; Strigeidida; Schistosomatidae
Source: the annotation of a GenBank genome assembly
AUGAACUCAUUUGCCAAAGAUUCCACGUCUAUUAUAUCACGAACAAUUGGUGGAUGGUCCAAAUCUACUUCACGUGGACUAAAUGAAAUCUCUUGCAGGUCAAUACCAGAGUUUGUAGAAAGUCUCCUGUUAGCUACAACCGACUUUCGACCAUUAGUUGUGAUCGCUGGUGGUUUAGAUGUUAUGCUACUAUUACAUUUUAUUUUGUUACUUGUUCCGUUCACAUCCGUGCUAAACCAUUUUGAACUGGAACCAUUUAACGAUCUCAAGAGUCUUCGAUUGGAAUUUCCGCCUUACUUUCCAAAUAACCAAAUAACUAAAUACACUUUAGGUCAAACAGUAUCAGGAAGUUCAAAAUAUUAA